UCGGCCAUUUCGUCGGCACAGACCAUCAGCCGCAGAGGGCACCGGGGAUACAUCCAGUCUACUGCUUAACCUGAACGAAAACACCACCAACAACACAACACCAUGUCUGAAACCGCCAUCUCUUUCGCCAAGGAUUUCCUGGCUGGUGGCAUCUCCGCCGCCAUCUCCAAAACAGCGGUCGCCCCGAUCGAGAGAGUGAAGCUUCUCCUUCAGGUCCAGCAUGCCAGUAAGCAGAUCACCGCUGACAUGCAGUACAAGGGUAUCAUGGACUGUGUUACCCGUAUCCCCAAGGAGCAGGGCUUCCUUUCCUUCUGGAGAGGUAACCUUGCCAAUGUCAUCAGAUACUUCCCCACCCAAGCCCUCAACUUCGCCUUCAAGGACAAGUACAAGAAGGUCUUCCUUGAUGGCGUCGACAAGCGCACCCAGUUCUGGAGGUAUUUCGCCGGUAACCUGGCCUCCGGUGGCGCCGCCGGAGCCACCUCUCUGUGUUUCGUGUACCCCCUCGACUUCGCCCGUACCCGCCUGGCAGCUGACGUGGGAAAGGCUGGAGCUGGGAGAGAGUUCAACGGCCUGGGCGACUGCCUGGCGAAGAUCUUUAGGUCCGAUGGUCUGAAGGGCUUGUACCAGGGCUUCAACGUGUCCGUGCAGGGUAUCAUCAUCUAUAGGGCUGCAUACUUCGGCAUCUACGACACAGCUAAGGGUAUGCUUCCAGAUCCUAAGAACGCCCACAUAUUGGUGAGCUGGAUGAUUGCACAGUCCGUGACAGCUGUCGCUGGCCUGACCUCAUACCCCUUCGACACUGUCCGUAGGCGUAUGAUGAUGCAGUCUGGACGUAAAGGAGCUGACAUCAUGUACACCGGGACCAUCGACUGCUGGCGCAAGAUCGCACGUGACGAGGGUGGCAAGGCCUUCUUCAAGGGAGCCUGGUCCAACGUGCUCCGAGGCAUGGGUGGCGCCUUCGUGCUGGUGUUGUACGAUGAGCUGAAGAAAGUCAUGUGAAUCUUCACACGUUGUCACAUCACUGUCCAAUUUGGCUAACUGUAAUAAUUUUCCAUUUCUAUGGACUCAGCAUUCUGCCUUAUUUAUGGGAACAAAAGUUUAGUGUCUCAUCACUAGCCGUGGGCGAUGGCUGUAUGUUGUGCAUCUUUUUAUGAUUUUAAACGUUCCACACCAUCUUUACAAUGUCAUUCCUGUAAAAAACUGAUACCUCCUGUCACUAUGGUCCCAAGUUGAAUAAAUUUAUUCUGGGGAACAACUAUACCAUUGACGUCAACUGUCUCCAUCCCAGUGUUCCAGCAUGAGAUGAGCACUUGUAGGAUAUGCCAUGCAUGAAGUAGAUUAUACCCAACGGCUAUAUUUAUCCACACUUAUCUCUCCCUGAGCCUUCCUGGUUUGACCUGUAGUCACUCGUAGAGGAGGUGACCUGACCACUGGCUGCUUUGAAAAUUGCUUGACACACCACUCAGAUUUAAAUUGAAGUCAUUUUGCAUUGGCAUGUCCCUGACAGUAUAUGGUUUAUAGAUUACCAUUACCAGCAGCUCGAGAUAAGUCUUAACUAGUGCAGUUUAAACCGGUUUUCAUGUAAUGCAAGGGCAUUUUCUUUUUUUUGUGUGUGCGUCACAUUGCACGACAUUACACGAUACAAAUCACUAUUGCUUUGGACUCAAAUGAACAUACGUUUCCAUGAAUACUUGUCUGAAAAACGUGGGGUUGUAAAUGUGAGAAUGUAGCCGACUAAAUGAUGAAGAAAAACCACAAUAAAUCUAGGUUCACUAAG
Solea solea (common sole) is the source of this 1777-nucleotide messenger RNA. RefSeq lists its product as uncharacterized. Gene Ontology annotation, cellular component: mitochondrial inner membrane. The record is from RefSeq and is a predicted model, not a curated record. NCBI's taxonomy places the organism in Eukaryota, Metazoa, Chordata, Actinopteri, Pleuronectiformes, Soleidae. Gene Ontology annotation, biological process: mitochondrial ADP transmembrane transport; mitochondrial ATP transmembrane transport. The transcript is spliced from 4 exons. Bases 103 to 999 code for a protein of 298 amino acids. Gene Ontology annotation, molecular function: ATP:ADP antiporter activity.